AUGCUGGGCUGGGAGGACCUGCUGUCGCUGAAGGGCCUCCUCUCGGUCCUGUGCGUGGUGGUACCGGUGGCCCUCGCGGCGCUCGGCAGGCUGCUGGCGUACGACGACGAGGGCACCGAGUCGGACGAGGCCGAGAGGGCUUUCUGGGCCAAGUUCGACGAGCCGGCCCCGCCGGUGCAGGUCCCGGGUGAGGAGCAGCCCUUCGCCCGGGGCGAGCGCGCCGAGCCGCUCCAGGAGAAGAUCGCGGGCUCGGUCGGCGACUUCCCCGACAGGGUCCCGGCGGACGGGGUCUUCACCGCGGAGGCCCUGGCGGCCUGGGACGGGGUGACCCUCCCGAUGUGCUUCGGGCUCUGUGGUAGUGUCUACGACGUGUCGAGCAGCGACAAUUUCAUCCCCGGGUUCGGCUACGGCAAGCUGUGGGCCGGCAAGGACGGCACGUACGGGCUCGGAAGGAACAGGCUACUGGCGGACGACGCCAACACGUUCAGCUGGAGCCUCGAGGACUUCUCGGAAGAGGAGCGGCACACACUGGCGGCCUGGCACAAACACUUCAGUGGCAGGUACCCUGUGGUCGGGACCCUGAAGGAGUAUGAGGGCCGGGACUGGAGCGCAGCGAACUCCCGCGCCUGGCGCUCCACGCUGCACGUGGCGGACGACGGCGGCGGCGCGGGCGCAGGGCUGGGCGGCGGGAUGACCUCGUUCACCCCGGAGGAGUACGGCCCUGGGGCGCGUUGCAUCGACACACUGCUGCCCUUUCAGGUUAGCGUGUCGUUCCCUGUAGACAGCACGGGCAUCUUGCAGGCCAUGGAGGUCACCCUGUCGCAGGAGCUCCACGACUGCCCACUCACGCUCAGGGUGAGCGACUACGCCGUGGGCGAGGGUCGUGACGGCCUCGCCGAAUUGACAACGGCGCUCGCGGAAGGACGCAUGGCACCCGUGAUCAGCUACUGGAAAUCCGAGGACCUCCUCCGACAUGGGCUGGCUGGACGGCGGCCCGUGCGACAACGACGACAUGGAGUGCGGGGAGUCCGUGAGGUUCUUCGGCUUCUCCGUCUCCCCCGCCGGCGAGCGGCCCGCGGCCGCCGGGGACCCGGGCGACGCGGCGCGGCCCAGCGGUGAGGACGCGGCGGAGGCCCCGCCGGCGCCUCCGGCGGACCCCGCCGACGAGCCCCCUGCCGCCGCUCCGCCGCCGCCGGCCGCCAGCGACGCGG
This is a messenger RNA of Prorocentrum cordatum, 1211 nucleotides long. The record is from the annotation of a GenBank genome assembly. NCBI's taxonomy places the organism in Eukaryota, Dinophyceae, Prorocentrales, Prorocentraceae.